Molecule: messenger RNA, 1732 nt
Organism: Mizuhopecten yessoensis (Yesso scallop)
Lineage: Eukaryota; Metazoa; Mollusca; Bivalvia; Pectinida; Pectinidae
Product: F-box only protein 40-like
Exons: 3
Coding region: 319-1464 (381 amino acids)
Molecular function (GO): zinc ion binding; ubiquitin protein ligase activity; protein binding
Source: RefSeq, a predicted model, not a curated record
AAAUUAAACCCGAGGAUCGUUUUUUCUCGCACUCACCUGUUGGUUACUGUUUGAGUGUGCCGUCAUUACUCAAAAUAGAGUAUAACUGAACAAAUAUACCUAACGAAAGUGGGCGUUGGCCGUAUCACCCAGACGUUCCUGACGUUCCAUGGGUCAUGAUCAGCUGACACCUGUUAGACGGUAAACAGAACCAGAAAACGAAAGUGGAUCGCUGAGUCGAGUGUAGAUGUAAACAAUCACAGGACAUCGGUGAUACAGCGAGACGCGGGAAAUUAAUUGGACUAGUAGUCACAACAUUUGGGAGAUUGAAUAAGGAGGAUGUCUGGAGGUUAUGUCCAAGUUUCCUUACACAGCCAUUGUAAGGCGUGUGUGCGAGCUGACUGUAAGGUACUACCGGACGACGUUAACUGCUGUCAGAUUAUCAACUGUAAAUACGGAUGUCCAUUAAAAUUUCACUGUUGCAAAGCAAUUCAACAUAACCAGUUUUGCAGAAACGUGAAAGUUCCAUGUUUGAAUCGAGCUUAUGGCUGCUUCCAGGAGUUCCCGCGUGGGAAACUACCACACCAUCUUCCCCAUUGUAAUGCCAGUGUCAUGUCUAUCAAUGGUCAAGAUAUCAAAAGAAGUGACUACUUCUGGUAUGCUAAGAAUGUCCUAGAAGAUUUCGGUGGGGUGGAUUUGAAAAACAAAGAAGAUUCAUGUCCCUUUUCAUUUGCAGGUUGUGAUUUUACUUAUAAAUGUUUCAAACCUGAGGGAAACAAAAAAAUUGUCUACAGUGAAUGGCUGAAAACUAUCGGUUUAGAAAUCAUGGAUGAUAGAGGUCAGACAUUAGAAACAAAAGCUCAGAUUUUGGAUACAAAAGGUCAAACUGGUAUUCUGAGUGACAGACUGGAGAGUUUGAAAGUUGCUGAGAUUUUCAAUAGGAAGAGUGCAAAGACUUUCUCCAACCAGUCAAGUUUGGAGCUCCAUCGUUCUAUUUCACAGGAAGAACAGAGAACAUAUACAAGUCUCCUCCUCCUGCCGUUGGAGCUGUUACAGAAAGUGGCCAGUUAUCUAGACGGAUUCAGUCUGUGUAAUCUCUCCGUCACUUGUCACUACCUUCGUGACAUCUGCAGCCUCAUUCUCAUCGACAAGGGUGUUGUGUCACCUGUCUGGACAAAGGUAGACUCUGAUGGGGGCUUGGAUACAAGUCAGAGUACUGAUCAUCGUAAACUUGACACAAAGUGGACAAUGGCUGAUGGCAGUGUGAAGGAUAAGAAAUGGGUCAUAAAGCACAUGAGCUGGAGGUUCUGUAAGACCUUUGAUCCUGUGAGGCGAUGGGAAAACCUGGGUGCCCAGCCUCUGUUGAUACAUCUCCAAACCUGCCCCUUUAAGACUGAGACCUACCUCAAUGUGAACAAGGAACCCUUCACCUACGGGUUCAGCAACAAAGGUGUUAAAACUGAGAUGGAGGAAGAGACAUCUUAGUACUGAACCCACACCUCUCUGGAAUAUAAUUUAUUUAUCAUAAUUUUAUUUGAAAUAUCAACUAUGUGAAUAACAUAAAAUAUUGUGAUAUUUGACAGGUUUAUCAAGCUCCUUUUUGAUGCUUGUCAAAAUUUGAGAGGAUCUUUUUGGUUCCCUAUUUAAUGUCAUUUUAGGGAAUCCUUGUAAAACGGAAAUACAUAAUAAACAAAUUUCUGUUAAACAUAUCUAAAGUGAUUAUCUAAUUAUUUGAACUGAACAUUUUAUUUUU